Penaeus monodon (black tiger shrimp) is the source of this 1519-nucleotide messenger RNA. RefSeq lists its product as uncharacterized. The record is from RefSeq and is a predicted model, not a curated record. Lineage: Eukaryota; Metazoa; Arthropoda; Malacostraca; Decapoda; Penaeidae. The coding region runs from base 9 to 509 and encodes 166 amino acids. The transcript has 3 exons.
AGUCAACCAUGUGCGGGCGGCCAGGAACACCACCCAGCUUGGCGGGUUCUCAGGUUCUGCUUCUGCUGCCCCUCCUGCUGCUGCUCUCGCCGCCCCCUGCCGCGGCGGCCCCCUCCGGCGUCGCCGUCCGCGCGCCCGGCCGCGGCCCGCCUCGCCCGCAGUACCUGGAGGCGGUGCGGCCCGUCGUGCGCAACGGCGAUGUGGCGCCGCUCGAGGCACAGGGCCAGCAGCCUCUCCAGCAGGGCCUCCAGCAGGGCAUCCAGGAGGGCAUCCAGGAGGUGCCAGAGAUGGUCUCGGCGCCCCGCAAGAGAGCCGCCAUCGUGCUAGACAAACUGAUGUUCGCCCUGCAGAAGGCCCUGGAUGACAACCCUCCUCCCGCCCCCGGGCCCCACCCUCCAGCCUACCCGAGGUCGCGACCCUUCGCUGGAACGAUGGACCUGCAGCGGCGAGGCAAUGGCGACGGGCGUCUCUACUGGCGGUGUUACUUCAACGCUGUCUCCUGCUUCUAGGCGGCGGGUCACGUACUGCUACGGUCUGAACCAACACACAAACCAACAAACGAAUUUACUGGAAGACAGAGAUGUUCACUUGGUACUUGAUGAUUUAUGUGUGUUAAAGUUUUUUUUCUUCUUAUGUUUUAUAUAUUCCAAUUGUAUUUUUUCUCAAUGGCCAGGUGUGUCUAAUUAAUUCAUUUGAAUACACAUCUUAUAGCAAUUAUUUACACAGAAGGUUAGAGUUACCUCAGUGAAAGCGGAUGUCAUUCUUAAUGAAGUAUUCCAGGUCUCCUAAAAAUAUUGGACUAAUGUACCGUAAUAUCGUUCUCCUUUGUCAAUGUUAUGGUUUAAGUGCUGUUUUAAAAUGUUGUACAUAUACAUAGGGAAGUGUUAUCAAGACUCCUACCAUUCAGCAUUCCGCAAUCGGUGUCAACCAUAUGUAGGCCUAUGGUAAUGCACGAUUUCUUUCUUUCUUUCCUUUUAAGAAGCAGGAACAAAAAUCACGCACGUGAGUUCCACAUCGUGUCACGUGUCAGUCAGAGGUGUAACCCGUGGGGCAUAGACAUUUUUUCAGAUGUAUCCCUGUGAGAAAAAAACAAACAAACAAAAAAAAAAACGUUUUCUCGAGCUGGUUUAAGAGAUAAUUAUGACCUGUUCUCUUGUAUUGCCGAAACAACAAUGCAUAUAAUGAUCCAGUACGAAAAAUAUAUAAUCGUCUCUCUCUCUCUUUGUCUCACCUUUCUGCCUCUCUCUCUCUCUCUCUGUCUCUGUCUCGCCUUUCUCUCUCUCUCUCCAUUUCUCUUCCAUGGUUGUUCUGCUAUCAUGAGGCUGUGGGACGUGACUGCAGUGUUAUCAGCUAUGUUUCCAGACCUUGAUUGCAGAUCCUCGGCGUGUCUAUAUGCAAUGAUGUGUUGCAUUGAUCGUGCAUUUGUAUACUUAGUAAUUUUAUUUAUCACCAACAUUCUAUAUCAUGUCUGCUCUGAAAUGUUGCGAAUUGUAAUCAUAUAAUAAACGUUCAGAUAAGA